Molecule: messenger RNA, 1164 nt
Organism: Marmota flaviventris (yellow-bellied marmot)
Lineage: Eukaryota; Metazoa; Chordata; Mammalia; Rodentia; Sciuridae
Gene: Spry1
Product: sprouty RTK signaling antagonist 1
Biological process (GO): animal organ development; multicellular organism development; negative regulation of Ras protein signal transduction
Cellular component (GO): cytosol; membrane
Source: RefSeq, a predicted model, not a curated record
AUGGAGCCCCCAAAUCAGCAUGGCAGUGGAAUUUCGUUAGUUGUGACCCAGCAGCCUUCUUUGGAUGGCCGUCAGAGGACAGACAAUGAGAGAGAGAUUCCGCCUGCUGCUAUUUUGUCCCUAGACCAGAUCAAGGCCAUCAGAGGCAGCAAUGAGUACACAGAAGGGCCUUCGGUGGUGAAGAGACCUGCUCCUCGGACAGCACCCAGACCAGAAAAGCAGGAGAGGACGCACGAAAUCAUACCAGUCAAUGUGAAUAAUGGCUACGACCAGAGACCCUCCAGCCACCUGGGCCCCGCGGGACCCCCGAGCAGUGCCCGGGGCCCGGUUCUGAGCAGGUCCACCAGCACUGGCAGUGCAGCCAGCUCUGGCAGCAGCAGCAGCAGCAGCGCCUCCUCGGAGCAGGGGCUGUUGGGACGCUCCCCGCCAACCAGGCCUGGCCCUGCUCAGAGGUCCGAGAGGGCGGUCCGGACCCAGCCCAAACAACUGACUGUGGAUGACCUGAAGGGUUCCUCGAAAGAGGACCCGGCCCAGCACAAGUUCAUCUGCGAGCGGUGCCGGAAGUGCAAGUGCGGGGAGUGCACGGCGCCCCGGACCCUGCCCUCCUGCCUGGCCUGCAACCGGCAGUGCCUGUGCUCCGCGGAGAGCAUGGUGGAGUACGGGACCUGCAUGUGCCUGGUCAAGGGCCUCUUCUACCACUGCUCCAACGACGACGAGGGGGAUUCUUGCUCAGACCACCCGUGCUCCUGCUCACAGUCACACUGCUGCUCCAGGUACCUGUGCAUGGGAGCCAUGUCGCUGUUCCUGCCCUGCCUGCUCUGUUACCCUCCCGCCAAGGGGUGCCUGAAGCUCUGCCGGGGGUGUUACGACUGGGUGCACCGCCCGGGGUGCAGGUGCAAGCACUCCAACACUGUCUACUGUAAGCUGGACAGCUGCACCUCCCGGGCCCAGGGCAAGCCCUCCUGAUCUGUGGAGGGCCCUGCACCUCCUGGACCCUGGCUCUCCAGCUGUGGCUGUAGAGGAAGAUCCUGUCGGAUGCUGAGCUUCUUUUCUUUGAGGUUUCCCUGCUUCCUGCCUUCUGCUCCCCAUCCCAAGGUCUGACUCAUGGAGUUUACGUUUCUAUUGUGGGUGAUCUUCAGUGAGAGGAGACGGAGACUGCGCGGA